Molecule: messenger RNA, 1374 nt
Organism: Setaria italica (foxtail millet)
Lineage: Eukaryota; Viridiplantae; Streptophyta; Magnoliopsida; Poales; Poaceae
Exons: 5
Coding region: 160-1065 (301 amino acids)
Source: RefSeq, a predicted model, not a curated record
CAGCCUGUCACUGCCAUUCCGCUCCGCGAAGAAAUCGCAGGGGAGCGCGUGCGUGCCUGCCGAGCUGAGCAGGGGCAGGCGCAAGUGCCGAGCGAAAGCAUCCCUCAAGCCGUCACCUCCCGCCGCGGCCGCUCCGUAGGAAGGAAGGAAGGAGGGGCAAUGGAGAGGGCGGUGCCGGUGCGGAAGCCGCACACCUCCACGGCCGACCUGCUCACCUGGUCGGCCACGGGCCCCGACGCGCCCGCCGGGGCCUCGCCCGCCGCCUCCUCCCGCCCCAGCCUCAAGCCGGCCGCGGGGAUCACGCCGGCGAUGUUCGGCGCACCGGUGAGCGAGCAGGAGGCCGAGGAUCUGAGCAAGAGUGAAAGGAAAUUUUGUUCUGGUUCGAAGUUGAAAGAAAUGAGUGGGAGUGGCAUCUUUGCUGAAAAGGGUGAAAAUGGUGAUUCAGAGGAUUCAAAAUCUGCUAACAAAACUUCCUUGAGGAUGUACCAGCAAACUGUGACUGGAAUAAGCCAGAUCUCAUUUAGUGCUGAUGGAAGUCUUUCACCAAAGAAGCCAUCAUCGAUACCUGAGGUGGCUAAGCAGCGAGAGCUUAGUGGUACUCUGGAAGAUGCUGAUUCUAAAACCAAUAAGCAGCUUUCUGAAGCCAAGACCAAAGAGCUUAGUGGGAGUGACAUCUUUGGUCCGCCUCCUGAGAUUCCUGCCAGGCCAUUGGCUGCUCGUAACAUGGAGCUACAAGGAAAUGUGGACUUUUCACUUCCACAGCGAAGCGUCCACACAUCGGUUAAAGUAUCUAAUCCUGCUGGAGGACCAAGCAACAUCUCAUUCAGUGAAGAGCCUGUAGUGAAGACAGCAAAGAAAAUCCACAAUCAGAAGUUCCAGGAGCUGACAGGCAACAACAUAUUCAAGGAGGAAGCCCCUGCCUCGGCCGAGAAGUCUCUUAGCUCCGCGAAGCUGAAGGAGAUGAGUGGCAGUGACAUCUUCGCUGAUGGGACGCCCGCUCCUCGAGAAUACCUUGGUGGCGUCCGAAAGCCCCCUGGUGGUGAGAGCAGCAUCGCACUGAUCUAAUUGUUAUCGACUGCUCGAAUCCGGACUGGCUAGCUUCCCUCCUCACUGAAGCGCACAGUGUCUGCAUUUCUUGACCUUGCUCGAAUCUCAGGACUGGUCCUUGAAUCUGCAUGCUUUGGGGAUCUUAAUUUACGAUGAGUAUCUUUAGUCUAAUAUAAUGUAGAGUCAGCAGAAUCUGACUCGGUCACUUGGCUCGUAUCUGAUACGCCUGUGUGUGAUCUCAUCUUUGGUUUGUGCUACUCAUUAUGUGUUAGUCUCUCCGAACUGAGAACUUGUGAAAUAAGUAUUUUGGACUCAUUUCUGUUCUUA